Molecule: messenger RNA, 3449 nt
Organism: Magnolia sinica
Lineage: Eukaryota; Viridiplantae; Streptophyta; Magnoliopsida; Magnoliales; Magnoliaceae
Product: putative disease resistance protein At4g19050
Exons: 2
Coding region: 146-3064 (972 amino acids)
Source: RefSeq, a predicted model, not a curated record
UUCGUACGCGUCCAUCACGGACGAUCCGCACUCGUUUGUAAAAUGAUUUCGGUUAUCAGUUAGAAUGCCGCACCACUACAUCUCAUCAAUGGCUGUCUUUUUUUUUGUUUUUGUUUUUCAACAGAGUAUAUAAGUGAGAGCAGGCAUGGCUGGUCGUGGAAGGAGUGAAGCUGCAGCAGCGGAGGGUGGAGUGGAGAACUUUCCAGCUGGCGAAAAGCUCUUGCAAUGCCUUACCAAUCAGAAUAUAGGACUCAUCUCUGUUCAAAGGUAUCUGGGGGUGAGGAGAUGGAAAAUUGCUAAAUAUGCAGCUCGAAAGUCGAAUCAUCUCUUCGAUGUACAGAUACUGGUAGAGCUGCGAAAGAAUUUUAGUCUUCGAAAGGCGCAGAAGGAAAUUGCAUGCCAAUUGGGGAUGAAGACAUUGAUGGAUGGUGAGAGUGAUGAUGAUGAAGAGAGCAUAGAUACCAAUGUUGCGAGUAAAAUCUGUAAAACGUUGAUGGGACGGAAGUUCUUGCUAGUGAUAGGAGAUGUGCCACCUGGCUUCAAUUUCGAGUUUAUUGGAGAUCCAUUUCUCAGAAAUCUAAAGCUAAAUGAAUCCAAGAUUGUCAUCGUCGGCCCUGAGGACUUGCAAUCCGACGUGGCCAUUAAGUUGGACGACUUGUCAAUGGACAUGUUACAUGAAGAGGCGGCCGACAUCUCUCAUUCUCCCAGCAUCAGGGGCUGUUUUGCUCCAAACACUAUCGUGGACUGCUUCCUGCACGUGUUACUUUUCUAUGAAUUUGGAACAUUCAAGGUUGAAGUGGAAAAGCUGAAAUGGCAUUAUAAAGCGGAGGGGUUCAUUAUCAGAGAAGAAGAAGAGGAUUUGAUGAUGUUUGACGAGGUCGAGGCUCUGUUGACAGAGCUCCAGCUUCGUUCAAUGUUACGACGUGAUGGCCAGUAUGUGAUGGUGCCCGACUCGUUAUCUGAGAAAGCUAAAGCUCUGGUCACAUCCAGUGAGAGAAUGUGGAUAAGAGAUUCCCUACCAACGAAGGACGAAAAUGUGGAAGAUAUUAAGUGGAUGGUGGUACGGUUCGUUAGUGAACAUUUGCUUCUCCCUCCUCCAAAAUGCCCAAAACUCUCUUAUUUACUUCUUCGAAGUGGCAAUGAAUUCAGCAUAUCAGACAACUUCUUUGAGCCAAUUAAAACCCUUCGUGUUCUCAAGCUUAAGAGACUAGGAGAUGAAUUUCUGCCCAAAUCCACUUCCUGCUUGCAAAAUCUCAGAGUUCUGAAGCUGGAAAGAUGCCCUCAUUUACACACUCUCCUCUCUUCCUUACCGAUUUUUGAAAAACUCGAGUACCUUGAACUUUCUGGUGAAGGAUAUGAUUCAAGCCCACCAAUACCUGACGACGUCUUUCAGCACAUGAAUAACCUCCGAUGUCUCUAUCUCAAACAUAUGCAAAUCACGUCGCUACCUUCCUCCAUUUCCAAGCUCCACAACCUCUGGCACCUUUUGCUCAUUAACUGCCAACAUUUAAUAUGCAUCCCAGAUGAGCUCUUUGAGCAUUCGAGCCAGCUUCGCAUCCUCGAACUACGAGGGAAUGAUAAGCUGGAAUCUCUACCAUCUUCACUCUCUAAUUUGGUCAAUCUUAAGAAACUCAUUAUGCACGGUUCUCCAUCCAUAAAGAUGAGGUUGCUGCCUCAUUUGCAAAAGCUUUCAGCACUUGAAGUGCUUGACCUCGACAGCUGCAGUUCCCUCAAAGAUAUUGCAGAUGUUACUUAUUCACUAGGAGAUAUCUUGCCAAACCUCCGCAAGCUUCAUAUUUCCAACAUUGAGGUCGAUCGACGGCUUGACUUGAAAAGAUGUCAAAGCUUAGAGUCUGUAUUGCUGACUGGGCUCACAAGCCUUCAAGUGCUUGAUCUUUCUGGAACCAAAUUGAAAACACUACAUGAGAAUAUGUUCAAGGGAUGCCUUUUAAGGCGCCUGGACAUGCUAUGCAUGAAUCAAAUUCUUGAAAUCAAGUGGGAUAAUAUCAGUACUACACUCGAAGAGCUAAACUUUAGUCAGUGUGGCACCUGGAAUUCACCGAAUGAUGAUGAACAGCAAGGAGAGAGACAUGGGGCUCGCAUAAGGGUAAGUAAUUCCAAGCUCUUACAAUCUUUCAGCCCAUCUGCAGAACUAUGGGAUUCAAAAUGCUUCUCUCGAUUUCAUAUCUACAUCUCUCCCUUCCAAGAAGAAGAACGAAGCAGAGGUAAAUCCAUUCAUCUCCAGAGACGGCUAUUCAUAUAUAAAGACAUCAAUUCGACGAUCCAGACACGUAACUUACCUCAUCCUGUAAGCCAUUAUGAUAGGCAUUUGGAGAUCCGUGGAGGUCAUAGGUCCCCAAACGGUAUCCAUGGGGUUCUCAGUCGUGCAGAAUUACUCACUCUAUGCAACAAUGCCUUUGUCCAAAGAUUAUCAGAUUUGGGCGAUGUCAAUGAAAUGGAGGAAAUGAAAGAAUGUCGGGUCGAAAGGUGUGGGGAGAUGAAGAUGUUCUUUGAGGGAGAUAAUUCACGUUUUGACUGUUUAAGUCAGCUGGAGAAGAUAUGGAUGUUCGACCUUGCAAGAUUGAAGUGCGUGUGCGAGGGCACAUACGGGAGCCGAAGCUUUGGACUGCUAAAGCACAUAAAUCUAGAGUUCUGCCCGAGACUCAUCACUGUCUUCUCCUCAAGUGUAUUCCUACCAAGCCUGGAGAUGCUCGUGAUAAAAUACUGCAGUCGACUAGAGGCCGUGUUUCAAGGGGACACUCUAGCGAAUGGCUCUCUCCAACGUCUACACACGGUCUGUCUAUGGGAGCUACGGAGGCUGAAGAGUAUUUGCCAUGGUACGUACUUGCCCGCAUUGAAGAAACUGAAAGUGAGGGGAUGUUGGAUGCUGAAGAAGCUUCCUCUUCGAGCUGGUGACAUGACUGCUGCUUCUACUUCAAGUGGUGGUGGUAGAGUGGAGGCAGAAGGAGAGUCAGAAUGGUGGGACCGACUCAAGUGGGAAGAUGAUAGGAUCCAGCACCUUAUCAACUACAAAGAUCCUCGCGCUUUUACACGACGUAGAUGAUUCUUCUCUUUUUAGUUAAAGUAGUUGGGCUUGUCACUUCUGGGCCGGCCCCCCUCAGUGUGCUAGGCUGUUCGGCAUCGGAGGUUCUCCUUCGACUGAUCUCUCAAGCGGCUCUCUGCCUUUCAGGUGCCUCUUUGCUGGUCUUCUUGCUUCGCUGGAGCGAUCUUCGCAUUUCCUUGCUGUAUUUCUGCGAGCUCCCUCCUUUUUAUAUUGUAGGUGUGGCGCUAUAAUUUUUUUGGCGGUAGGUAGAUUUCUUUCCACCGCUCCUCUGCCUCUUUGUUGCAGUUGCCCCUGUGAAGGGCCUGCUGCAGCUGUCUCUGCUGCCUGGUGCUGUUGGCUUCUUCCUCUUCAGUGUUCGCCUCUUCCUGUCGUGCGAGGGAGUAGG